CCUUUUUCUCUUUUGCAGAGGGACGGUAGCUCAUAAAAUCAUGCAGAAGUAUGGUUUCAGAGAGGGACAGGGGCUGGGGAAGCAUGAACAGGGGCUGAGCACAGCGCUGUCAGUAGAGAAAACAAGCAAGAGAGGUGGCAAGAUCAUUGUUGGUGAUGCUACAGAAAAAGAUGCAGCAAAGAAAGCGGAUUCUAACCCAUUAACUGAGAUACUGAAGUGCCCUACGAAAGUGGUCCUGUUAAGGAAUAUGGUAGGUGCUGGGGAGGUAGACGAAGAUCUAGAAGUUGAAACUAAGGAAGAAUGCGAAAAAUACGGCAAGGUUGGGAAAUGUGUUAUCUUUGAGAUCCCUGGUGCACCUGAUGAUGAAGCUGUAAGAAUAUUUUUAGAGUUUGAACGGGUUGAAUCUGCAAUCAAAGCUGUGGUGGAUCUAAAUGGAAGGUACUUUGGUGGCCGAGUGGUGAAGGCUUGUUUCUACAACCUGGACAAGUUCAGAGUACUGGAUCUGGCAGAACAAGUUUGAUUUUAAAAAUCUAGCUCGAGGUGUCACUGUUUUGGCAAUCAUGUUUUCAGCAGUAGGCUGGGAAUAAAGAAGAGAAAAGUAGCUUUCCUAGCAAACUGGAAACAAGCCUCAUUGAAUGGAUUUUUCACAUUCGUUGUGACUUACACUUUUUGUAAUAUAAAGCCUUUGAAAGUAAAAUUCACGUCUGUGUGUUUUUGAAUUGCACUAUUCUGCUUAUUGCUCUGGGAAUCCUGAUUUUUUUGAGCUUUCAAAGGACGUCGUUCUUUUGAAACCCACUGCUGAGGAGAUGCUUUGUCUGUAUUCCUGCUUUCCUUGUUCUGGUGCUUCAUCAUGGAGUCCACUGUGCUGCAUCCACAAUAAGUGGGAAGCUUUGGAAAAGGACUGUGUGCUAUCAUGCUUCUCUUCCCUGAUGAUAUCUCCCAGAAUUCCAGCCUUGCUCGUAAGUCCUCAGCCUCUGCACUCCAGAGUGAUUUGGGGUUGUUGGAUGAUUGGCAGCUAGUUUGUUCUCUCCUGACUCCAGGACAAUACUUUCCAUACCAGAAUGGAGAGUAAAGUAACAAGGAAUGAAUUUGUGUUUCUUCCCAAAUCCAAAGAAAAUACCUAAGUUUAACCCAGGGAAAUGGAAGGAGGAAGGAGUUUAAAAUGCCUAGCCAUUUAAAUCGGAAUGAGUGGACUGUCAGUGGAAUUGCUCUGCUGUCGGACAGUCUUUGCUAGAGAUACCGAGGGUUAACUGAUUACAGGUCAGUAUUGAAGUGCUGUAGGUAGGACUGAAGGACACUCAUUCUUGUAUCUGGCCAGCUAUGUGAUUCUCACUUUUAACGUCGCACUUAGUUACCUAACUUUUUUAAUUGAUUCAAACCUGGCAUGUGCUCUCUCUGUAUAUUUCUGUAUUUGCGGCCAAAUAACAUUGGGGGGCGUUUUUUAAGAAGGCAUGCCAGUUGGAGUUUUCAAAAUAGCAGGCAAUGAAAUAAAAUUCUCAUAUGAAAAUCUGAAGAGUUGACAAACUAAACUACUAAAUGCUACAACUUUUUUUUUCUGUCUGAUGUAAAAUAAUACAUAGCACUGUUCCUGGUUUUAUGUUUGCUUUUUCUUUGGAAACAGUAUGUGACAAAGAGUUGGCAAGAGGUGGCUAUGCAAUGAUGACAUCAUACCUAGAAUUGCCACUGAAAUUGUACAAAUAUUAAAAUGGAAGAGAGCUUUGAGGGCAUUUUAGCCGGUUGGAAGUUGAUGCUGGAUGUCUUUUUCCUGUUGUACACAUGUAUUGGGGGGAGGGGGUAUAGACCUGUAGUUGAUCAAUGCUGUGAGUAUCUCCAGUUAUUGCCCUUUUUUAAGUUUUGGCUGCAGAUCUAUAUGACAAAUUCUUGGUCUUGUUUUUUGCUUAUUUUGUCUGCUUGUGUUCCAACAGCCUCUGUACAAACAUUCGCUUGUAAAACAGAAAACAAUUUUUAAAAAAACUUGUAUUUUA
Molecule: messenger RNA, 1985 nt
Organism: Dromaius novaehollandiae (emu)
Lineage: Eukaryota; Metazoa; Chordata; Aves; Casuariiformes; Dromaiidae
Gene: RBM17
Product: RNA binding motif protein 17
Exons: 5
Coding region: 41-520 (159 amino acids)
Biological process (GO): mRNA cis splicing, via spliceosome; alternative mRNA splicing, via spliceosome
Cellular component (GO): precatalytic spliceosome
Molecular function (GO): RNA binding
Source: RefSeq, a predicted model, not a curated record